AUGACGCCUCUGCACGAAGCUGCAGAUUACGACAAUCUGGAAGUCCUCACUUAUCUCCUCGAGAAGAAUGCGAACCCUGAUAUCCCCAGCACAUCUGGAGCUACACCUCUGUGUGCGGCGGCCCUCAGCGGAAGCAUUGAAAUUGCGAGAGUUCUUCGUCGGCGACUGGGUUCCCAACCCCUCCCAUUUGACAACUAUAACCGCUCCCCUCUCUUCUUUGCUGCCUCCCGUGGCCACCUCGGCAUGGUGAAGAUGUUCUUGAAGGGAAACCACAAAUUGCUUCGGUCCAAGGACGUCUACGGAUCGACGGCCGUGUGCUCAGCGAUGAGGAACGGUCAUGAAGAGGUUGUCCAGUACCUACUCCCCUAUUUCAUGCCGUCCAUGAACUCGCCAGACUUCCUCGGCAAGACAUUCAAGUGGUGGCUCACCGAGGUGGGAACGCCCGGCAUGCGCAAGCUGUACAAGCAGGCGCGGGCUGGCGCGAAUAAGAUCCGAACACGCAGCGAGCGUGACCAAGACGAUGAGGAUGAGUACGAAGACCAGAUAUGGCGAUACUGCGACGUCUGCAUGGCCACUCUUUCGGAAAGGGACCCUUACUUCAGCUGCGACAUUUGUGACGGUGGGAGCUUCGUCAUGUGUUCAAGCUGCAUCAAAUACGAGGCUCAUUGCAGGGAGGCAUCGCAUAAGAUGCUGUCCAAGCAUCCAGUUGCCGAGGAUGAUGGCGACGAGGAAGAGGAGGACGAGGCGCCGGCGGGGGGGAAGAAGAAGAAGCGUGGCAACGGAAGAAGGGCAGAGGAGGAGGAGCGAGAGGAGUCCGAAUAG
Molecule: messenger RNA, 822 nt
Organism: Clonostachys rhizophaga
Lineage: Eukaryota; Fungi; Ascomycota; Sordariomycetes; Hypocreales; Bionectriaceae
Source: the annotation of a GenBank genome assembly